GCAAAUAGAAUCACCGGCACAUUUUUGAAAAAGAGGAGUGCUCAACGAACGCCAUUCUCCAAAUUGCCUCUGCAAACACACUGCAACAGUAUUCCGACUGCUAUGGAUGUUCCUAAGGACCAACUCUCCAUUCUUUUGGAUCAUGGCCUCUACUCGUCUGCUCAAAUGCUGGGUUGCUUUGCUGUUUCUUCAACAUCGUUGGUUCCCGAAACUAGUCCCAAUCUAAGAGCCGAAAGCUUGGCGCUGUUUGGAGACUCACUAUUUCGGGAAAAAGAGUACCGAAGGGCUAUUCAAAUAUACAAGCAAGCCUUGCAUUGCAUUAGAAUACUACCAAAACAAAAUGUGGCAACACCCCCAACAACCAGGAGCUCAUUAACCACAUUAAAUAGGUCAUCUUCUCCAAAUGCUUUGAACUCAUCAGCAGUAAAUGACAACGAGGUGAAGUUCAAAAUUGCAACAUGUUACAGCAUACUUGGGGAGAAGAGAGCUGCUCUGGCCGAGAUGGAGGGAAUUCCAACCAAAUCAAGGAAUCUAGAGAUGAAUAUGCUGAUGGGAAAGCUUUAUCAGAAUUCUAGGCAUACUCGAUAUGCAGCUAAUUGUUUUAAAGAGUGUUUGAGGAUCUGUCCGUACGCAAUUGAGGCUAUUAUAGCAUUGGCUGACUUGGGUGUUUCUUCCAAGGAUAUUAUGUCCUUGUAUUCUCAGACCCCAAGCAAAGGUGGAAGAGCUCAAAUUGAACAUUUUGAUUCAAGUCGCUGGUUGCAGCAUUACAUCGAAGCUCAGUGUUGCAUUGCUUCAAAUGAUUACAAAGGUGGACUGGAAAUAUUCUCAGAACUUCUACAACGAUUUCCAGAUAAUGUUCACAUAUUACUCGAAAUGGCUAAGGUUAAUGCCAUAAUUGGGAAAAAUGACGAAGCCAUUCAGGAUUUUGAAAAGGUCCGGUCAAUUGAUCCAUAUGUUGUUACCUACAUGGAUGAGUAUGCAAUGCUUCUGAGGCUCAAAUCCGAUAAUUCCAAGCUAAAUAAGUUAGUGCAUGAUCUCUUGGAUAUUGAUCACUCGAAACCUGAAGUUUUUGUCGCUCUAUCUGUUCUUUGGGAGAAGAAAGAUGAAAGAGCAGCUUUAUCUUAUGCUGAGAAGAGCAUUCACAUGGAUGAGAGGCAUGUGGCCGGUUAUAUAAUGAAGGGGACUCUUUUGUUGUCAAUGAAUCGGCCAGAGUCAGCCAUACAUGCCUUUAGGGGAGCUCAAGAAUUAAGGUCUGAUCUUCGAUCAUACCAAGGUUUGGUUCGUUCUUGUUUGCUCCUUUCGAAAAUGAAAGAUGCUUUAUACGCUGCAAGAGAAGCCAUGAGGGCAAUGCCUCAAUCCGCAAAGGCUCUAAAACUUGUCGGUGAUGUCCAUGCUAGUAGCUCCAAUGGCAGAGAUAAAGCAAAAAAAUUCUAUGAAUCAGCCCUGAGGCUGGAGCCUGGUUUUCUUGGAGCUGCACUAGCCUUAGCUGAACUCCAUGUUGCAGAAGGUCGAAAUGGAGAUGCAGUCUCCCUCCUCGAGCGAUAUCUGAAAGAUUGGGCUGACGAUUCAUUGCACGUCAAGCUUGCUCAAGUGUUUGCUGCUACAAACAUGUUGCAAGAUUCCCUUUCACAUUAUCAGGCAGCAUUGAGGAUAAACCCUCAAAACGAAGCUGCAAAAAAAGGGCUCGAGCGCUUGGACAAGCAGAUGAAGGGAGUCGAUCCGGAUGCCCCGGAGGACGACGACGACGAUGAUGAUAAUGAGGUUGAUGAUGCUGAUGGAGAUCAGGAGGGUGAGCUAUUGUGAUCCUUUUGUGCAUAAAAUGUAUAACUCACUAUUAUUACAAUUCUUUUGGUCUGGAUUUUAUACAUCAUUUGUAUUUGCAGCUGCUUUUUUGGUUUGUUCUUUCAUCACAUUUUACUUAAUUUUCGAGAAAACAUUUUUACUUA
Messenger RNA from Andrographis paniculata, 1946 nucleotides. Its product is annotated as anaphase-promoting complex subunit 7. The record is from RefSeq and is a predicted model, not a curated record. The coding region runs from base 103 to 1803 and encodes 566 amino acids. Lineage: Eukaryota; Viridiplantae; Streptophyta; Magnoliopsida; Lamiales; Acanthaceae. The transcript is spliced from 18 exons. Gene Ontology annotation, biological process: cell division. Gene Ontology annotation, molecular function: protein binding.